GUAUGAAGAUCUUCAUGAAAUUAUGUUCCGUUCCGCUUAUCUUCUAAUAUGCAGCCCAUCAUGGUUACCGGUGCUCGUAGUUUUGCUCCACUUUGUCGUGCAAAAUUUCAUACCUAUACUAAGUACUUCUUAUGUUGUUUUUCAUCUCGUCCAGGACCAGGCUAGCGCUAGUAGGCGAGUACGCUUUAAAGAACUUGAGAAAUUGAAAUAUUGAGCCGGAAAGUUGCAGUUGCACUUGAUGUUGAUGAACGAAGUUCUUCUUGUAGCUAGUACAUCAUUUUGAGCUGGAAAAUUAAUGGUCGCACUUGAUGUUGUCACCGGAAGAAGUAAGAAGUAAAUACAACAAGUUGAGCGACCAGAAGCAGUACCACUUUCUCCGACUACAAAAGUUCAUUGAAAAAUUGCCAAAAGCAGGUUUAUCCAUGGCAGCGCCCGGAGCUGGACGAGCCGCCGCGGGUGGUGGAACCAAGAAAAUGAAGAUGAUGAAUAACAAAUCUUCUUCCACGACCGGAGCAACCGUUGGAGCCACGACCUCCAAGGGGACUACAAAUAAGAAGAAGACCUCCUCUUCCUCUGUCACGAAUAUAAAAGGGAAGCAAAGCAAAAACUCAACUGCCACCUCUUCCAACAAGAAGAAAUUAGGCGAGCAGUUUCGGAACAGCGAUCUGACGCAUAUGGUGUUCUCAAACGUUACAUUCUCAACUGUUACAUGAAUCUGUAAUGCAAGAAUGGCAAAAGCCAAAGGAGGAAGAUUGCAAAAAUUGCAUUACCAAUCCCGCACAGAUUUAGGUGGUGUGUAGCCCUUCGCAAAUUUGUCAUGCGAAGCAGCUUGAUCUUGUGGAUGAUGAUGGUAGUUUUGCAUGACAAAUUCAUGUAACAGAGGAGAAUGUAACGCUUGAGAACUCCAUAACGCAGGCGGUUUGCCAAGACUUGUCGGAGGGCAAGAAGCACGCCAAGGAGACGGGCGCACCAAGCGGAACAAAGACCAGUAAAGCUGCUCCAGGAGGAGGAGCAAGUGCAACAAAUGCAAAUGGUACCGCAACAGCACAACCAACACCGAGCGAUGCGCUGUCUUUCAUGUUUGGUGGUGGGGGCCGCAGCACUACGGCUGCAAUUGGAAAUAAACCAAAUACAACCAGCAAAAAUCAGCUCCUGGAUGUGGGGUACAAUGGGGCGGAAAUGACCUUGCAGUUGCUCGACCAACGGCAGCGGCAGGCGUCCCUGCGGUUCGGCUGGGUCCGUCACCCGGAGAUGCAGAAGAAGUGCGCCGAAUUUCUCGUCAACCACUGCAAACUGGCGAAAACCGCGAGGCUGAAGGUGAAGGAGAACUAUCCUCUGCAAAAGUAUCGUACUCGUAGUAAUUGCAUUUCUGCAUUACAAAUUUAUUUUUCAAGGUAAAUCAGCAUUACAAAUUUAAUUUGUAAUGCUAAGUCAAUUUGUAAUGCAAUUUAUACUAGUACGAUACUUUUGCAAUGCAUAAGAACGCCGGGAACACCAUGUUUAAAGCGUCCUUUGCGCAAUUGGAGGAAUUUGAAAAGGAGUUGAAGGAAUUCGUCUUGGAGGGGAAAACACCGGGGGCUACCAGUGCUAGUAGUGCGAAUGGUUUUUUGAUGAAGUCGAACCCUUCGUCCAGCACAGGAAAUGCAACCGCUUCUAUUUUCACGACGCCUGCGCCGGGGAGCAUUUUCUCUUCAGCAGGAACAGCACCAGGAGGUGCUGGAGGACCGAUGAAGUCGAUUUUCUCAUCCGCUGCUGCUGGUACUACUGCGGGCACUGCGACGGCAUUGGCGACAGCUCAAGCGCCUAGUAGUAGUACUUCUGGUCCUGCGAAGACCUCCCGUGCGGAAAAGCUGUUGCGGAAAAUUCGGGGCGGAGGUAGUGGAACCAAUAAAUCGAUCUUCAAAAAGCAGGACUUCACUGUGAGGCGCGAGAUUUGCCCGCAGAAGGCGAGUGAGCUGUUCAAGUUAACGUGUAAGAAAGAGAAAGAAGAGGCGUUGAACAAGGGGAAUAAAAGUGCGAAGACGAACAAAGCGUCUGUGAAAUUGCAGAAGUUGCGCGCAGCUCAGGGAGGAAAGAAGACGGCGGUGCGGAAACGACGGUAG
Molecule: messenger RNA, 2102 nt
Organism: Amoebophrya sp. A120
Lineage: Eukaryota; Dinophyceae; Syndiniales; Amoebophryaceae
Source: the annotation of a GenBank genome assembly